Thrips palmi is the source of this 2124-nucleotide messenger RNA. RefSeq lists its product as uncharacterized. The transcript has 15 exons. NCBI's taxonomy places the organism in Eukaryota, Metazoa, Arthropoda, Insecta, Thysanoptera, Thripidae. The coding region runs from base 1 to 2124 and encodes 707 amino acids. The record is from RefSeq and is a predicted model, not a curated record.
AUGUCUGCAGUCUUCUCAAUUGUGCGGUGGAGAACAUACAACAACAAACCAUUGGAGACUCUGCCCAAUGUGUGGAUAAGGAUGCAAUCGGAUGGAACUGCAUUGGGAGCAAUACCCAAGAAUAUCAGCGGGGAGAAGGUACAGGCCAUGAAAUUGGCAAAGCAGGAUCCAGGACAGGAUUGGUACUGGAAGCCAGUAACAAUCAAGAGCAGAAAUAUAACCAAAUAUGAGGAUGCUGAGAAGAUGCUCGAAAAAUAUGAACAAGGAGAGCACUUGUCUGGCCUGGACACAGAGUCCGACAUUGAUGUUGCCUCAACACUCAAUUUGGACGGGAUUGUGCCUCCUAAUCCUCAGCCAAAGCUAGUAGACGACCGUUCGGAAUCUGAUGCCUCUGUCGAGGACUUGACAGAGGGGGAAGAUGAGUUCCACUUUGUGAACGAGGAAGACGAUGACUUGGACCUCGAUAACCUGGAAGAUGUACUCAAUGGGGACUCAGAGGAAGAGCCAGCAGCACCUACGCCAUCACCUAAUGCUUACAGUCCUUCCGCAUCACCUGAACCUGGGCAUCAUCAUGUCCGUCACCAGGACCAUCUCCUUCGCCAUCAUCUGCUCUUCCGUCUCCAGCACCAGCACAGCAACCAUCAUGUGAAGAUGUACAACCCCCACCACCAGCUACAGCACCAUGGACACCUAGGAGUAGUUCUGCCCCUAAACCGCCACUGUCCAACAUAUUGGGAAAGCUGUCGGCAUUCACAUUCUCCCCAAAGACUUUGGGACCCAACAAACAACUCUCCACCAAUCUCAGUGCUAAUAGGUCAUCGCCUCUGGCACCCAACAAACAACUCUCCACCAAUCUCAGUGCUAAUAGGUCAUCGCCUCAGGGAAACAAGAGUGUCAGCUCAGGACACGGAACCAAUGAGAGGAAUUCCUCCUCAACUGCUAGUGCUUCACCAGCUGGUCCUUCACCAUCGCAGAGUAAGAGUAUUUUCUGUGAGAUGUCACGGCAGUGGUAGCUCAGGACACGAGUCCAAGAGGAACUCUGCCUCAACUCCUAAAGCUUCACAAUCCCAGAGCCAGAGUAUUUCAGGUAACGGGAGUGGCAGCUCAGGACACGGGUCCAAGAGGACAUCCGCCUCAACUCCUAAAGCUUCACAAUCCCAGAGCCAGAGUAUUUCAGGUAACGGGAGUGGCAGCUCAGGAAACGCGUCCAAGAGGAAAUCCUCCUCAACUCCCCAACCCUCCAACUCACGAUCCCACAGGCUGCUGUACCUGAAUCUUCUGGAAUGGCAUGACUCUCUUUUUCACACCCAACUUCCUGAGACUAUCCCGUUCUGGCUUAUUUUAAAUAGAGGUGUGCCUCAACUUCUGGGCAACGGACAGAUGAACCUCCAUCGUGGACCUCAGCCUGAUGGCAUGGCAGCAACAUCUCAGGAGAUUCCGUGCAAGAGGAGCCGGCUAUCUGAUGUCAAUGAAAUGCCGGAAAAAGGGGACGACAAGAAGCAGAAGAGGAAAAUGGGCCGGAUUGAGUACCGGCUGGCUAAACUGGAAGUGGCCAUUGAAGGGCUGGCCAAGAAGAUAACGGGGCUGGCCAGCGUUUUUGUGGCAACAGAGCCACACAGAGUGAUUGAAGGGGUGACGAUGCCACUGCUCACUCCAGAGGAUUUGUUCAACCUGGAGGCGCAGAUCCAUCCUCAGCCUGGAGCCCAGCAGGAAGGGGGGCUCACCAAGCAGCAGACAAACAGAGCUGCGUUGAUGCAGUACCUCAAGGCCCAGGGGGCUGCAAGUGACAUUACGGUGGACUGCUUCAACGCAGUCAUGGGUGCCCUGCUGACUGAUUCAGCAGGGUAUUGGAUGAAUUUCGGGGAGGCGAAAAGCGUCCAGCAGAUCUACUCCUUAACGAAGCGGGUGUGCUUCGGGGCGGUGGCGCCCACUGUGCGAGCCGUGGUGAUAGACGCCUACAGCGCCAUCGCCAGUAUCCCUGGCAAAUCGUUUACGCUUCGAGAACUGAAGGCCCAGACCGUCACAUGGUUUUCGAAGCGCAAACACUCUGCGAACCCGGCGCCCCCGCACCCCUUCGAAUUUUCCGAAAACUGCUGCGAACGGAUGGAGGCCCUCCUCAGCUAA